UGCUUAUUGGUUCCAAUGGGGAGGCGGGGCGAGCGGCGGUCCUGCCCCCGGAAAUCGUCAGUCACUUCCUCUUUCAGCUUCCUUCGGUGAUGGAACCGGACCGGCACCUGAUGAGUGGUCUUCUGAGGUACAGACAGGAAUUUGGAAGCAAAGCAUCCUGUGGGACUUUGCAAAACAGCAGCAGUUCCUUCUAGCAGAACAACAGCUGGUACAAACACUAGAAGAUCAGAAGACAGUCUGGGCAAGCCUGAAGCAGGAGAAAGGAAACCCUGCAAGGACUCCACAGAGAACCAGACUCCUCUGACCCAACAGAACUUUUUCUUGCAGCAAAUGAUCUCAGAAUUAGAGGAGAAGCUGCAGAGACCCAUGUGAAGUAUGCUACAGGAAUUGAUUUGCCCAAACUACCUAGGAUAAAGGUGAAUCUGAGAUUAAAGGAUAAGGGGAACAUACCAUUUUCCCCCUAGAGAGACAUUGAAGUCAAGAAUCCAGACAGUUGCAUUUCGAGCUGCUUCUGCCACUAACUAGACAAGAUGAUGCUGAGCACCAAAGGAGAAGAAGGCUUUGUGGUGAAGGUCCGGGGCUUGCCAUGGUCAUGCUCAGCCAGUGACAUCCAACAAUUCUUCUCAGAAUGCAAAAUUCAAAAUGGGGCAGCAGGCAUUCAUUUCAUUUAUACCAGAGAGGGCAGACCAAGUGGAGAGGCAUUUGUUGAACUUGAAUCUGAAGAUGAAGUCACACUGGCUUUGAAAAAAGAUAGAGAAACUAUGGGACACAGAUAUGUGGAAGUAUUCAAGUCAAACAACAUUGAAAUGGAUUGGGUGUUGAAGCAUACUGCUCCAAAUAGUCUUGAUACUGCCAGUGAUGGCUUUGUGCGCCUUAGGGGACUCCCAUUUAGGUGUAACAAGGAAGAAAUCGUUCAGUUCUUUUCAGGGCUGGAAAUCAUGCCAAAUGGGAUAACAUUGCCAGUGGACUUCCAAGGGAGGAACAGUGGCGAAGCCUUCGUGCAGUUUGCUUCACAGGAAAUAGCUGAAAAGGCUCUAAAGAAACACAAGGAAAGAAUAGGGCACAGGUACAUUGAAAUCUUCAAGAGCAGCCAGGCAGAAGCUCAGACCCAUUAUGAUCCUCCUCGAAAGCUAAUGGCUAAGCAGCGUCCAGGUCCUUAUGACAGACCUCAGGCAGGCAGAGGCUAUAGCACUCUAGGUAGAGGAGUUGGGUUUGCAGGAAUGAGAUGUGGUGCCUAUGAAGCUGGAUACAGAGGCUAUGAUGACUACAACUGGUAUAAUGAUGAUUACUGCUUUGGAAGAUACCUUAAUUACUAUCUGGCGAUGUCUGGUCACAGCUAUGGAGACAGCUGGUCUACCUUCCACCAGAGUCCAGCAGGUCAUUAUGUGCACAUGAGAGGAUUACCUUACAAAGCUACUGAAAAUGAUAUCUGUGAUUUCUUCUCACCACUCAAACCAGUAGGAGCAUACAUUGAAAUUGGAUCUGAUGGCAGAGUGACUGGAGAAGCAGAUGUUGAGUUUGCUACUCACGAAGAUGCUGUGGCAGCUAUGUCUAAAGACAAAGCAAACAUGCAACACAGGUAUAUAGAGCUCUUCUUGAAUUCUACAACCGAGGCAGACAGCAGUGCUUAUGAUCCACAAAUGAGAGGAGGCAUGAGUUUGUUAAAUCAGUCUACUUAUGGCACUCCACCUAGCCAGGAGCUGAAUGAGGGUUACGGAGGAGUCUCUGAAGGUCAUAUCAGCAUGAACAAAUAUGACCAAGUGUUACAGGAAAACUUCAGCAAUUUUUCAGCCGCACAUGGCACAGAGAACCAAGGAGAGGUGAAUAACAGCUACAACAAUUGGGGAAGCUUUGCAUAUAUGGGAGAGAAUAGAAUGGGAGAAAUAGCUGGCAUAUCCAAUAUGGGAAGUGAAUGUGGGAUGUAUCCUGAUUAUUGACACUUUGUCAACUUUUUAUUAAAGAAAAACAAUUUAAAAUGAUGUUUUAUAAUACAAGCUUUUGAUUUAUGCUUACUGUUAAUGAAAUAAAGAUUGUUUUUUAAAACUCCA
Monodelphis domestica (gray short-tailed opossum) is the source of this 2048-nucleotide messenger RNA. RefSeq names its product heterogeneous nuclear ribonucleoprotein H2-like. Gene Ontology annotation, molecular function: RNA binding. Lineage: Eukaryota; Metazoa; Chordata; Mammalia; Didelphimorphia; Didelphidae. The record is from RefSeq and is a predicted model, not a curated record.